AUGCCGUUGAAGCGUACACCCCCUCCCUCGCCACUCACCACACCAGUAGCGCCCACGUUCAGUAGUGCAGAGUACAGUGCUAACACUCUAACAACAAAAGAAAUCAGUUCUAUGCAUCACAGCGAUUCUGCGCCUGAUUUAACUACUCUUAGGACGACUGUCAGUGAGAGGAAAAAACGAAAGCACCCUGGAGGAGAUGACAGCAUCACGUCCUUGAUAAAAGAUAUGUUUACCAAUUUCUCUAAGGAACAGGAAACGCGUUUUUAUAAUUUACAAAGUACAAUUGUAGACCUCAAAGAGCAAAAUUAUGAGUUAAAACGAAGUGUGGAGCAUAUGUCUAACAAAUAUGACGAUUUACUUACAAUAAUUGCUAAUUUGGAAAAAGAAAGGAAAGAGGACAAACGGCGCAUGGCUUUAAUGGAGGAUAGAUUGGAAACUAUGGAGCGUAAAAUGCGUGCAUCGGGGAUUGAAGUACGAAAUAUUCCUAAAUCAACGGGUGAAACAAAAGAUUUUUUGUUUAACAUUAUUAAAAAGACCGGAAAGGCCGUUAAUAUUAGUAUAGAAGACUCCGAAUUGAAAGAUAUAUAUAGAUUGAACUCCAAGGACAGUUCUGGUCCGAUUAUAGUGGAACUAAGCUCCGUUAUCAGCAAGGAAAAAAUACUUAGAGCGGUAAAAAGUUUUAAUAAAAACAAACCGAGAGACGAGAAAUUAAAUACUUCUCACCUACAACUGCAACAACCAAAGAAACCAGUGUUUAUAUCAGAAACUUUAACUCAAAAGACUCAAAAAAUAUUUCAACUCGCAAGAGCAUUCAAAAAGGCACACAGUUUUAUGUACUGCUGGACUCUGAACGGAACUGUUUACCUACGCAAAGAUGAAAAAUCCAGCCAGAUACGAAUUAACAGUGAAGCCGAUCUCGAAAAUUUAAGGAAGACUCAAUGA
This is a messenger RNA of Parnassius apollo (apollo), 942 nucleotides long. Lineage: Eukaryota; Metazoa; Arthropoda; Insecta; Lepidoptera; Papilionidae. The record is from the annotation of a GenBank genome assembly.